UCCAUGACAUCAUACUGGACAAAGCAGCGAAAGAAGGAGGGGUUCUAUCUAGCGCGGGGCUAAUCGUCCCCAAUGGACGAUUUCAGGAUCUGUGCAUAUUAGUACUCAGAACACAAGGAAACACACAUUUCCUGCAUUCCGGGGACCCUAAAAAGGAAUGUAGGCUAUAUCACAACGUGAAGGCUUCUGUAUGACGCUUUGUUCUCCAGAUCACUACUCCUGGGUGAUCCGUGGUUUGUGGAUAUUAUAGGCUACAUUCGGUUUUCUUGGCAUGAGCAGAUACUGAGGUGCAUCUUCAGCAUGGCAAUACUGGCUCUCCUGGUUCCGACUCUUCUGGUUGUGAGAGUGCAUGCGGUCUUUGAAGUGCAGGUCCCAGAGCUGCCAGUGGUGGCGCUGUAUGGGAAAGACAUUGUCCUGAACUGCACCUUCCCCCCGGGCACCCCCUUCAACCUGUCCCGGCUCAGCAUCUUCUGGCAGCUGACGGACACCAGGCAAAACGUCCACGCCUUCUGGGGCGAGAGGGACCAGCUGGUGGACCAGGGCGAGAGCUUCGCCAACCGCACCAGCCUCUUCCACUCCAAGCUGGACGCCGGCGAUGCCUCCCUCCUGCUGCGCAGGGUGCAGAUCGCCGACGAAGGCAGCUUCACCUGCUUCGUGAGUGUGGAGGAGUACAAUAGCGCUGCACUGCUGGUACAAGUCGCAGCUCCUUACUCCAAACCCGAGGUCACCGGGGAGGUGGACGCGAACCUGCGCCCGGGCGACGAGGCGUCCCUGGCCUGCGAGGCGUUCGGCGGGUACCCGCAGGCCAGCGUGGUGUGGCGGGACGGGCGCGGGCACAACCUGACGGAAAACGUGACUACCUCCGCGGUUGCCAACAAGGAGGGGCUGUAUAGAGUGUACAGUGUCCUGAGGGUGGCAGUGGAGCCCAACAGCACCUACAGCUGCUGGCUGGUGAACCCCCUGCUGGGAGAGGAGGGUCAUGCCUCUGUCACCAUCACAGCUCAGAAUGCAGGAUUCCCCCCAGUGGCUCUGUGGGUGACUGUGGGCCUGGCUGUAUGUCUGCUGGGUCUGCUUAUCGCCUUGGCUGUUGUCUGCCACCGGAAGAUCAAGGAGAGUGAGGAAGCAGAAGCUGCUGAAGGCAAAGAAAAUGAAGAGGACGAAUCAAAGACAGCCAUGACACCACUGAAGAGCUAAGGGGUACAGAUGUGAAGGUCUCACUGUGAGCACCACAUGCCGUGACGCAAAGAAAAACACCCUGUCUUUUCCCUGUAAGACGCUGAGCACUGACUAAUGAAGAUGAGGAAGACAGUUUUUUUGCAAGUGUGUCAUAUCCAGCUCAGCAAAAAAGGCCUUGCAGAAUGCACACCCUUUACCCCGACAAAGUGAAGGAAUGCGAAGUGCACCCGAUGGAAGCAGCAGCCCUUUGGAUCCGCACUACCACCUGUCACACAUGACUUUGCCCAGCAAUGGAGGUCUAAAGAACUCUCUGCAUGUCCAUGUAUCUCUGCUCAUCUGUCUUCACUCGCUCGAGGGACCUGGAACUGGGGUAGAUGUUACGCUAAAAUGACAUGCAUGGGAGGAAACCAAAAACUGCUCAGUUGCUUUUACAGUGUUAUAAUAUUAAAUAGCAAGGAUAGAAAUGUUAGAUUUAUGAACCGUGUGGGCGGAGCUACCGGGUGCUGUCAGUCACUGACCCUUUUCACCAAUCGAAACCACUGCUCUCUACUGCAGGAUAUUAUGCUUUUAAACAGUGUACCAUCAACAGCACGUGCUAGCUCAGCCCAUUUUUGAGGCACUUUAAACCUCAAUCUCUCACUGAUAUUUUAAAUGUCUUUUAAUGAAUUCAGAAUACAUCAGUUUUAAUGCUUUCUUUGAGAUUCAUACAGGUACUGCACUAUAUUCUGGCACAAAAAAUGCAAAAUCUGCACAGAAGUACAGUUCACUGCCAGGUCUUGUUUGAAUGUGUCUAGAUCUGGAAAGUGCUUGUGCCAAAUGUCAGAGCCAACCAUGAAAUAAUCCUGUGCAUAUUUACAUUAAAAUCCAUUCAAAAACCCUUUGA
Molecule: messenger RNA, 2059 nt
Organism: Anguilla rostrata (American eel)
Lineage: Eukaryota; Metazoa; Chordata; Actinopteri; Anguilliformes; Anguillidae
Gene: cd276
Product: CD276 molecule
Exons: 8
Coding region: 301-1194 (297 amino acids)
Biological process (GO): T cell receptor signaling pathway; regulation of cytokine production
Cellular component (GO): external side of plasma membrane
Molecular function (GO): signaling receptor binding
Source: RefSeq, a predicted model, not a curated record